Neurospora hispaniola is the source of this 3570-nucleotide messenger RNA. RefSeq lists its product as uncharacterized. The record is from RefSeq and is a predicted model, not a curated record. The coding region runs from base 1 to 3570 and encodes 1189 amino acids. The transcript has a single exon. Lineage: Eukaryota; Fungi; Ascomycota; Sordariomycetes; Sordariales; Sordariaceae.
AUGUAUCCUCAUCGUCGCGUGCCAGAAGGCCAAGGCGAACAUGUCUUCUGGCGCUCCAAUACAGUUGACAUCCCCGACGACGUGAUCGAUCCCCAACUGCUUGCAGAAAGCAACCAGAGCGAUGCCGCUGAUCAACCAAGUCUCCCUCAACAGGCACCUCAGCUGCUUGUAGAAACCAGCCAGAGCGAUGCCGUUGAGCAGACUAGUGUCUAUCAACACCCGCCUCUGGACGUCCAUCAGUACAACCCUCAGGUCGAGCUUCAACCCAACCGUCACGUUUCCCUUCCUCCUGGGGAUGGAAGUAUCUCUCAACAGCAGCAGUUGGGCCUCCAUCAUCCCAACGCUUUCUCCAACCCUCACGUCAAUCCUCAAGUGAUCUCUCGGUUUAACUCUCAAUCAAACCCUGAAUACAGCCCUCAGGAUCACUCUCCUUCUCGAGAUGGAAGUAUCCAUCACCAACAACCGUUCAACCCUUCUUCUCUCGCUUACUCUCCUCCUCAAGAUGGUCGCGUCUUUUUCCAGCAAGCGGCAUCGAGCCCAUCACUCCCACGUCACUCUAACCGCAUGUCGCAAGGCGACGUCCGAGCCUUCCCGUCAGCCAGAACACCUCAUUGCCAACAAGACAGAAUUGUCAGAGCCAACGUCCAAUCACCCGCUAAAAGCAAGUCGAGAGCCUUUAGUCGCGGAUUCGGUCAAGGACCAAUGUCGGAGGCGGAUGAGGGUCCGUUCCGGUUCCAGGACGAACCUGACAGCAGCCCGUUGACUUCUCUAACCGCAACCCCAGCCAGGCCUUCAAGACCAGACAACAGCGACAUGGAAAUGGACUUGAACGAUUGGGAGUCCGGUCGAGAGGCUGAGGUUGGGAUUCCCAGCUCAAGCCCUCCGCAAAACAACGUGACACCAAAGCGCGUUGGUCAAGGACAAGAAGAAGACUUACAAGGACGUGAGGGACAGUAUCAGCGACCGCGAAGGUACAACAUAGGCUUGCUGCUGGAAAGCGUGACUAUACCUUCAGUGGCAGACAUGGAGAUCGAGGAGGGUGUAGACGAAGCAACAAGCCAUGCGGAUGUGGAGUCCGCAUCCUACGAUCCUAGCCUCCAGAGACGGGAAUCUCAAGAGAGUGCCAGACCUAGAGCUGCCAGCCUGGACAUCGUUACUCCUCCACGGGGCAGCAUUUUACGGCGCUUUGCUCCUGGAACUGGGCUAUCUUUCCCAUCUGGAGUACCUUAUUCGACUCGUUACUCCGACUAUAUUCCACCCCCCGAAGACUUUUGGCGGCCCAUCUUUGCAGCACGACCUGUGCUUCCGGGCAGAGACUUGGCUGUUGAGCGUGGCCGAUCUUUGUCCGCAGAUGGGAGGACUCGUACUGACAACGUCUCCGGACCGCAAGACGGUGAAUCUUCUCGACAUGGCCAGCACCUGAACUCUCAAACCGAAGGAGUGCGACACCACACGAGAGCAGCUAUCCCUGGCCCCUCAGCAACUGCGAGUACUGCGCCCCAUAAUCCGCAACCAACAACCUCAAGACAUGGACCCGCGAGCCUGCCUCAGGACGCAUUACAAGAAACAUCAGUAAAUGAAGUUGUAGAAGUUACAGACCCCAUACUCACCCACCGCCGUGGUCCACAUCGCCAUCACCUACGCCCACUCGCCCCUAACCCCCCCAUUGAAGACAAAGGAGACACCUCACCUCAACCCCCUCACCGCGAUAUUACAUGUACUCAGCAGCACACCCAAAGCAACGACCAAACCCAGCAACCUCGAUUCACCAACAUGGCCCAAUUCCAACCUCUCCUCGCUCUCCCACCCCCAAUCCAACACCCCCUCCUCCUCUCCCCCUUCCCCCCUCGCAUCCCGGGAACCCUCACGCCCGCCCUCCUCUCCCUCGCCAUGAACCCCCCUCGCUCCCUGCAACUCGGCACCACCGACUCCCUGCAGCCCCACCUCCGCGCAUGCGGCAUGCCCGUCCUCUACAACGACAUGUACCCGCGCGCUCUUCCCAUUUCGGUACGUCGUGAACCCUUCAACCGCACCGUCUUCGUCGAGGCACGAUACCUUUCUGUCAUCGGACUACUAUACCCUAGGGCGGAGUUCAUCGUGAGCAGAAUCGCCGAGGGGGUCGGAAACCAAAAGGUGGAGCCGAAUUCGGGGGUGAUGAUGGAUAAGUGGCAUGUGUAUAAGGCGGUAAGGAUGAGUGGGGAGGAGAUGCAGAAGUUGGGGGUUUGUGUGUGGAGUGAGAAAGUGUGUGGGGAGUGGGAGCCUGUUGUGGAGGAGCCCGAAGGAAGGGAGGUGAAGAGGGUGAAGAGGAUGGAGGUGGUGGAUGAGGAUGAGGAUGAAGAGGAAGAGGAAGAGGAGAGUGAUAAUGCUGUUGUUGUUAGCGGUAGAGCGAAGGGGAGUGAAAAAGAAGGGAAGGAGAAUGUGCGAAUGACAGUUGAGGAAGAGCUUGACGAAGAGUGUGAAGACAUGGAAAUCAUUGAUGCUGGGGAGGUUCAGACAUCCAAGACGACAAACAGGAAAGAAAGGGCCAAAGAAGUGCAGGUUGCCGACAAGAAAGACAAGGGCAAGGAAAUCCUGCAGGAGAAUAACGACAGCGGUAAUGCAGCUGCGCCUCCUGCACCCACAGGUUCAUCAGCAUCUGCAUUUCCCCGGCGCUCCACAAGAGUUCAAAGUCGACAGGCCAGCGUAGAGGAAACCGCCAGCACCAAAUCCGAAAACACAACAACAGCGCCUUCCAACCUCAGUGGCAAGACCAUCAUCACCCGAAAGUUACGAGCAAUCCAACUAGACGAAACCGGCGCCACCAUCACCCCCAAUCCCAAUCCCGCCCGACCAACCAAGACCCCCAAACCCCGACUUUCCACAGCCGCUACCACAGCCACAACCACAACCACCAAACCUCCCAUCACCCCCUCCCACCGCACCUCCUCCACCCCUUAUAUGAUCACCCUCCACCAACGGGACUACCCCCUAGGCGGCGUCGCCCGCAUCCAAUGCACUCCCCAAGCCCGGCAAGUAAUCGAAUCCAUCCAAAACGCCUUCGGCGUCCAACACCCUUACGAAGUCUGGCGCCACAAAGACUACACGGUACAUGACCCCGACACGGGCGAGAUCACGCAGCGGUACAUCAAGGUGUUGCGCGGGUACGCAGGCGACGAGAAUACAGACGAUGGACUGAUGCGGUUGUUUCUUGAUGAGAUGGACCAGAGGAUCAAAGACAAGGCGAAGAAGAAAAAUGAAAAAGGGAAGGUGAAGGAUGGAGAAGAAGAGGAAGGAAAAGAUAUGGCGGCUCUGGAAGAAAGGGUGGCGUGGAAGGAGAGGUAUUUGGCGUUGAAGCGGAGGGGGAAGAGAGCUGUUGCGCGCGCCAAGGGGAGGAGGAGGGAGGGGGAGGAUAUGGAUUUGGAUUAUGAUGAGUGGUUGGAGGAGCGCCAUGAGCAGGAGGGGGAGUUGAUCGAGAAGUGGUUUGCGGAGCGAGAGGGGUUGGUGGAGGAGGAGGAACUUGCCAGGAAGACGGUGGAGUUUGCAUUGUUUGAGUAUGGAGGAGGGGAUGGACUUGCGCUGGGGAAGCCUUGA